AUGGAUCCGGCGUUGUACAAGGCGGCGACGCGAGGGAACGUGGCGAGGCUGAGGGAGCUGGUGGAUCCGGAGGGCCCCAGUAUCCUCAGCUCCAGGACGCCCCAGUUCCACACGGUGCUCCACCUCGCCGCCCUGCACGGCCACGCCGACUUCGCCCUCGAGGUCCUCGACAUGAACGGGGAGCUGCUCGUCGCCCAGAACUGCGACGGCGACACCCCGCUGCACCUGGCGGCCAAGGCAGGCAAGCUGGAGGUGGCGGCGCUGCUCGUCAACCUCGCCCUGGCCUGGCCGCAGGACCAGUGGAGCCCCCUGGUCACGGCCAACGAGAAGGGCAACACCCCGCUGCACGAGGCGGUGCGGCACCACAGGAUCCCCGUGGCGCUGGCCGUGCUGGACGGCGACCCCAGCCGUGCCUACGACCUCAACGAGCGAAUGGAGUCGCCGCUGCACAUGGCCGCCCGCGAGGGCCACUACCGGACGCGGCUGAUUUGCCGAGUGCCCCAGGCACAUUCACUGUAG
Panicum hallii is the source of this 519-nucleotide messenger RNA. RefSeq names its product serine/threonine-protein phosphatase 6 regulatory ankyrin repeat subunit B-like. The coding region runs from base 1 to 519 and encodes 172 amino acids. The record is from RefSeq and is a predicted model, not a curated record. Gene Ontology annotation, molecular function: protein binding. Lineage: Eukaryota; Viridiplantae; Streptophyta; Magnoliopsida; Poales; Poaceae. The transcript is spliced from 2 exons.